Molecule: messenger RNA, 3103 nt
Organism: Mya arenaria
Lineage: Eukaryota; Metazoa; Mollusca; Bivalvia; Myida; Myidae
Exons: 9
Coding region: 393-2075 (560 amino acids)
Biological process (GO): carbohydrate biosynthetic process
Cellular component (GO): membrane
Molecular function (GO): sulfotransferase activity
Source: RefSeq, a predicted model, not a curated record
AAUGUGAAGUUUAUCAAUCACUAUAUACAACGAACAAGCAGCAAGAAGCUUUACGCAUGAAACUUGAUAUGGCGUCUUUCUCAGUGAGCCGUUUAGAAAUAGAGGAAGUAGAAUGCACAUUGAUUUCUGUACACAACUUUGAGCCACGGUUUAUUUGCUCUAAACCUGUUUAAAAUAAUCAUGUUAAUGUUCUGUUUUGGUUUUCGUCGGAAGUUGGAAAUACCGUGUCACAGUUUGAAGUAUGGGCCGUCGUAAUAUAAGGUUGAGUUCGAACCCACACCGAUAAAGUCAAGACAAAAACAGCCUGCCAAUCCACAUAGGGUUCCAGCUAUUGUCGUGGGAUUCCACAAAGUCGCAUUUUGGGAGGGCUGGUGCCAGACCGCUAGCGUAGAAUGAGCAGCUGGGAGCGGUGUACGUACAGUAGUUUCCUGAAAGUGACCUUUAUCUUUGGUCUAGCCAUGUUUUCCCUGCAGCUGAGCCUGCUGCCAUCUUAUAAUGGUCCGGUCCCACUGUUGCCACGCAGGCUUGUUAUCAAACAGCGUGGAGAAGGGUCAGGGCCGAAAUGGGGUCGACGUAUAAACCACAGCAACUUCUCCCUCUCCGAGCUUUUACUCAAUGCCAGCACUCCGCGUCGAGAAGGGUCAGGGUCGGAAAAGGGUCGACAAAAACACCACAGCAACUUCUCCCUGUUAGACCUUCCACACAAUGUCGGCACUCAUCGUCGAGAGGAAGGGUCAGGGUCGGAAAUGGGUCGACAAAAACACCACAGCAACUUCUCCCUCUUAGACCUUCCACACAAUGCCGGCACUUCUCCCACACAGAAAAAAAUGUUGGGUGUAACCAGGAAAUUGGCGCCCUCCCCUCGCGUGCAUGUAGCUGGUCACGAUGGUCAUGACGGGUUUGAGCUAGCUGCGCAUGCGCGAAAAACAUGUCGCGCGGAGAAAUUCCCGUCCCCCGGAGUAAUAUUGCCCGCGCACCUACACACUGUGGCCAGCCUACGAGUGGUCUUCUGUCCAAUGGAGAAGAUAGGAACCACAUUUUGGAGGCGAUUACUCUACAUGUUAACAUGCCCGGAGCCCAAGAGGGCAAACUAUUCCACCCCCUUCGACGUACCCAUUGACCUCGCCCUGAAAUACUCAAAAAUAUUGUUCACCCCAGUCAACAAGGCUACACAAAAACUGCUCAGUGACAGUGCUUUUAGUUUUAUGUUCGUCCGAAACCCGUACGAUCGGUUGUUGUCAGCUUUCAUUGACAAGCUAGUUGCUCCGAACCCUACGUAUUGGAACAUACUCGGCCUUAAAGCCUUACAAUUGUGCCGGCCCGGCUUUAAAGUGCCCCCACAUUUAAUUCAAAGAUCGCCGAUUAAUCCCGGUGACCCGAGACGUGGGGUAGUCCUUUCUCCUCCUACAGUUGGUCAUGACAUUACCUUUCCUGAAUUUAUAAAAUAUGUGACAGCCAGUGAGAUGAACCCAAAGCCCUCUGAUAAUCAUAUCAUUAGCAUAAGGAAAGGGUGUAAGCCUUGUACUUCUCAGUUUACGUACAUUGGACGUAUGGAGACAUUCUCAAGCGACGCUUUCUUCAUUAUGAAGAAGCUUGGAAUGAACAAGACGGUGGAGAGACUUCAAUCAUCAAUGAAAAAUCUUUCCAUAGAUGAUGCUAUAACGGACAGCAUCCGAAGUCCGUUCGAGUGGAAGAAAGAUAUUCGUAAGUUCAUAACCUGGGAUCAAGCUUUACAGAGGAUUUGGCUGAAACUUCAAAUGCGUGGUAUAAUAGAGUUUGAUAUUAAACUUAACAUGUCAAGUGGACAAGUUGACACAGUCAGUGAAGAUGAGUUUAUCAAUCUAGCCCGAGCCGCACAUAAACGUUCAAAUGCAGACGUUCUGAAGAAACAGAAAGAUGAAGUUAGAAUGGAGGCAUUUAGAAGCGUUCCUUUGAAAGACUUAAACGCAUUUAAAGACACAUACCGGGAGGAUUUUCUAUUAUUUGGAUAUGAAAUGACGCCACAGAAGUAUUAUAACAGAGGAGAGGAGCCGAUUGCGUCUAUGAAAUACUUCAAUUACAAUCAUUUAAAUUAAAUUUAUUUGAUUUGAUUAAUAUGACAAAACAAGUUUUAUUUAUAUAUUUAUUUUAUAUUCGUGUUCCAUGGUGGUGUUAGGGAAAUUAGAUACAGAAAUAAUGUUUUUCCAUAUUGGAAGGACAAAACGUGUCCAGGACACUUAUUGGAAGGAUAAAGCGUGCCCAGGACAAUUAUUGGAAAGAUAAAGCGUGCCCAUGCCACUUAUUGGAAAGAUAAAGCGUGCCCAUGUCACUUUUUGGAAGGACAAAACGUGCUCAUGCCACUUAUUGGAAAGAUAAAGCGUGCCCAUGUCAAUUUUUGAAAGGACAAAACGUGCCCAUGCCACUUAAUUGAAGGAUUAAGCGUGCCCUUACCACUUAUCGGAAGGAUAAAGCGUGCCCAUGUCACUUUUUGUAUGGGUAGAGCGUGCCCAUGUCACUUUUUGUAUGGGUAGAGCGUGUCCAUGUCACUUUUUUAAUGGGUAGAGCAUGCCCAUGUCACUUAUUGGACAAAAUGGUCCGACGUCACUUUUGGGAAGGACAAAAUGUGCCCAGGUUUAAAGUAACCUAUAAUUCGCCAUGAGGUGUUCAAAACAAGAAGGAAUCGAUAUAUCAAAGUCUGACACGAUUUUUCAUCGACUAGCUCCUCAUGAAAUAUUAGAACUCACAGAUAACCAUUGUGCUUCAUAGUAGUGAUACAAGAUAGGUAAAAUCAUUCAUAUAUGUUCUGUCUAGUAUGGCAAACUAUUAACAGGGAACAAUACAUACCUAUGAACAGAAAAGGAAAACCCCGAUGUGCUAGUGAGGAAUGUACGUGAAGUUCGCUGCCUAGCGGCUUAUUAAGGAAUCUAACUACUAGUAUCUAGUUUGACAUGGUAUCAUAUAGAUGUUUAAAUAUUGAAAAUGGUGUACGUAAAGACUUAGAGGAUAAAAAAACUGUAACGUUGGCCGUUGCAUUGUCCCAGCCUUGCAUACAAUUGUGAUAAUUUAAUAGAAUAAUGACAAUCACUGUUUAUAUAGUCACAAUAAAUGGUCAUUGUUUAAUUUA